UUAUUCAGAUGCACCUUUGCUGUGUCACCGUGGCAGAUUAUGGUCGAUAUGUCAAACGUUAGUGAGAGAAGCUAAUGGAAGUGACUGUUGCUAAAUAGCUAGUCACCCAGUUCAACUUUAUAUGAGCUGUAUUCAAGCUCGCUAACGUUAGCUGUGUAGGACAGCGAUGCUAACAAGUAAGUUAGCCAAGUUUGCUGGCAUCCACAGGGCGUAGACAAACGAUAUUGCGGUUAGUUUCACCACAGCCGAGCCUGAAGAGGUCAUGGCACGUCUGGUAGCAGUAUGCAGGGAGGGGGAAGAGGACUACCCAUUUCUCUCCAGACAGAUCCCCCUGUAUAUCGAUGAGAGCCUCACGAUGGUGAUGGAAUUUUCUGACAGUGUCAUGGAUGUUGACAGCCAAGAAAUAAACGCGUCUCGUUGGAAACAAUUUUCCCAGUACCACUCCAAGUUGACGGAACAGGACUUGAAUGUCGCCAUGGUGGUGACAUCCCGAGAGGUGUUCGGUGGAUUAGCUCAGCUGGUGCCAUGUGUGGGCUGCAGACGAAGUGUGGAGCGCCUCUUCUCCCAUUUGGUGGAAUCGGGGAACCCAGCCUUGGAGCCCCUCACAGUGAAACCCGCGGGCAUGCUCUCUGUCACCAAAGCCUGUUUAGCAGAUGUAAAGAAGCUCUACACCCUCUUCUACGUCCACGGGUCAAAGUUGAAUGACAUGAUCGAUGCCAUUCCAAAAAGUAAAAAGAACAAACGCUGCCAGUUACACUCCUUAGACACACACAAACCUAAACCCUUGGGGGGAAGCUGGAUGGAUGUGUGGGAGCUGAUGUCUCAGGAGUGCAGGGACGAGGUGGUCCUCAUUGAUAGCGCUUGUCUCUUAGAGACCCUGGAGACAUACUUGCGUAAACACAGAUUUUGCACCGACUGCAAGAAUAAAGUGCUGAGGGCGUACAACAUCCUGGUGGGGGAGUUGGACUGCAGUAAAGAGAAGGGGUAUUGCGCCGCCUUGUAUGAGGGACUAUGCUGUUGCCCCCACGAACGCCACAUCCACGUGUGCUGUGAGACUGACUUCAUCGCUCACCUCCUGGGCCGGGCGGAGCCCGAGUUUGCAGGAGGCUAUGAACGCAGAGAGCGGCAUGCCAAGACCAUUGACAUUGCACAAGAAGAAGUCCUGACCUGUCUCGGUAUUCACCUGUACGAGCGGCUGCACAGGAUCUGGCAGAAACUACGAGCAGAGGAGCAGACGUGGCAGAUAUUGUUCCACUUGGGAAUUGACGCACUACGCAAAAGUUUUGAGAUGGCCGUGGAGAAGAUGCAGGGGAUCAGUCGGCUAGAGCAGUUUGUUGAGGAGCUGUCUGAGGAGGAGAGGGCCAAAGAGCUGAAGCAGGAGAAAAAGAGGCAAAAGCGAAAAAAUCGUCGCAAAAACAAGUGCGGCUUUGACGUAUCUGAACAGGAGGGAGAGGACAAGGAGACAAAUCUGGUUGAGGGUUCUCUUGAGUCUGUGGAAGGCACUUGCAAGGUCUGUGGUAGCCCCGAGGAGGAGGAGGAGGAGGAAGAGGAGGAAGAGGAGGAGGAAGAGGAGACGACCAGAUGUGAUCAGAGCAUCACCGCCAAUGGAAGCCCUUCCUGUAGCUGCCCAGACGACAUCAAACCGGAUUCCCCCCCCCACAGCAAUGGCAGUGACUGCGGCUACUCCUCCAGUAUGGAGGGCAGUGAGAUGGGAUCGCGAGACGGUUCUUAUAUCGCCUGCUCCGAGAGACUGUGUAACCAUGAUGAUGCAGUAGAUGACUCGAAUGCCCAUCACUGUGCUAAAGACAAGGAGGAUGGAAUAGACAGUUGUGUAGACUGCUGGCCACACUCUGUGGAAAACCCUCAAUGCAAGAGUAAAAAGAAGAAAAGGAAGGGCAAGGGUUUAUGCAGCGAUCAGGGACAAAAAGGUGACGGUCGUGUGUCAGAUGGGAACACGACAGGCCACGGUCCUCCAUCCUCGCACACGUGCCGAACCAAAGAAAUGCCUUCCUCCAUAUGUGGCGACGCAUUUGCCAGCAUUGCACUGCGAUUGCCACGGAAAGCAACUCAAACUAACAGCCUUGACGCGAGGCCUCCAGAGGGAAACGCAAGUCUCAUGGAACUUCUGGAGGAUUCAGAAGUGACUUCAGAUGAAGAGAACUGUCUGACACAGGAUGAAAUCCAGGCGUUUUUGGAAAGAAACCGGUCCUUCUACAACAACCGCCACCAGUACAGACAACUCCUGAAGGAGAAGUUCACCAACUACUGCCGUGCCGCUGAGCGGAGUAAGCCAGUCUGUGUAAAGUGGUUUACCACCACCAGUGUCAACUAACUGCACUUAUGGGGCAUCUUCUCCUGGGGAAAACACUCGUCACCACUGCUGCAACAUCUUUAGAAAAUAAAUAAUGAUGAAAUACAUUUGA
This is a messenger RNA of Anarrhichthys ocellatus (wolf-eel), 2423 nucleotides long. RefSeq names its product gametogenetin binding protein 2 (gene ggnbp2). The record is from RefSeq and is a predicted model, not a curated record. The transcript is spliced from 14 exons. Lineage: Eukaryota; Metazoa; Chordata; Actinopteri; Perciformes; Anarhichadidae. Gene Ontology annotation, cellular component: cytoplasm; nucleus. The coding region runs from base 263 to 2332 and encodes 689 amino acids.